Messenger RNA from Brassicogethes aeneus, 1385 nucleotides. Lineage: Eukaryota; Metazoa; Arthropoda; Insecta; Coleoptera; Nitidulidae. The record is from the annotation of a GenBank genome assembly.
AGUGACUUCAGCACUGUAGUAUAAACAAACACCUUGAAAUGUUGUAAUAUUUAUUUCUGUUGAUUCCAUCAUUACACCGAACAUUAAGAGAAAUCACAUGUAGAACAAAAUCGACUUUAUAUCGAAGAUGAUUCCGAUUUACGAUCACUAUCAAUUGGUGCAAAAACCUUCUUCGAAAAUCAAUCCAAUAUGGAAUAUGACAAAUAUUUUUAUUUUCUGCGUUAUAUUAAUUCUAUCAUUUGCAACAUGUUACACUUUCGGCGAAUUUUCAAGAAAAAUAGAUAAAAACUGUAUUCUACAUACACGAAUAAAUCUGGAACCAUUGCAUAAAGAUACAGUAUCAAACUGUAGUAUGAUGGGUGUUAUGGAUUUAAGUGGUAAAAACUUAACAGAAAAUAAUGUUACAGAAAUAUGUCGAUUUUACAAUUCUUAUCCUCAGAUAGAGCAAGAGCAAUACUCGAUACAUUGGGGAUCUGAAAAAAAUUGCCACAUAUUUCUAAACUUAACAUUACUAUCAAUGAUUGCUGGAGCAGUAUUUCUGGUGGUGACAUUGGUGUUAAAAUAUCAAGGAGCGAAUGCAUUCAAUGAAUCCUACACAGUGUUUCCAAUGAUAUUUUGUUGUCUGGCUCUAACCUGUGUACAAUUUUAUAAUACAGCUGCUUUGGAAAACGGUUUCAAUGCGUACUGUGAACAUUUUAAAAACUACACCCAAACAGAAAAGUGUACCAACUCCAUGAAUCUUUACACACCAAUAAUAAUGCACAAUAAAGAGAAAAAUUAUUUUCUAAAUUACAUGUUAAGCACUUGCUUUUCGAACGUUACGGCCUGGUUUUGGCUUACUCAGUUUUUUAUUUAUUUGUUAAGAUUUAUUUGUAUUGCUGACUUUACUAUCAAAAAAGUUACCGUGUACCAAAAAGCACCACAUACAGAGAUAAACAUGAAAAAGCUAUUAAAAAAUGGGGUUAACAGUGACCAUAUUUAAUAAAUGGUUUUCGCAAAAAAUUAAAUAUAUUGUCGUCUGUGAGAUAUACUUAUAUUGAAGCAAUAAAGAAUUCGUAAGAUUCAAGAUUAAUGAGAUUACAUGGGUGUGCUCUAUCUUUCAAGUUGAAAGGUUCAAUCUUUUGCAAAACUUUAUUUAUACGAUAAAAAAGUUUCAUUUGAUUUUUUUUAGUUGAAUACAUAUCAGCUAAAAUUUGCUAAUUUCUCUAAUAACAAUUAUAAUUAAAUAAUUAUUUGUAUAACAUCAACAUCCACAUUUUAAAAUUGUGUACCAAAAAAGAUUUAUUUAAAUAAGUUUUAACAUUUUUUUUAAAUUUAUUUCACAAUAAUAUAUUAUAUAUACAGUGUGACCCAUUUGUUUGCGACUCACCCCUCUAGAAUCUUUA